This is a messenger RNA of Peromyscus californicus insignis, 3013 nucleotides long. It is a transcript of the gene Rrp1b, whose product is annotated as ribosomal RNA processing 1B. Gene Ontology annotation, cellular component: preribosome, large subunit precursor; nucleus; preribosome, small subunit precursor. NCBI's taxonomy places the organism in Eukaryota, Metazoa, Chordata, Mammalia, Rodentia, Cricetidae. The transcript is spliced from 16 exons. Gene Ontology annotation, biological process: rRNA processing. The coding region runs from base 891 to 2945 and encodes 684 amino acids. The record is from RefSeq and is a predicted model, not a curated record.
GUCGGCCGAGCUCCAGUUCGCCCAGCGGCUGGCCUCCAGCGAGAAGGGUGUCCGCGACCGCGCAGUGAGGAAGCUGCGGCAGUAUCUCAGCGCAAGGACGCAGAGCGACACAGAUAGAGACCUUGUGAGGCACGUCAGCCUAAAGUGCUGCUGCUUCUCCAGCCUCCUCAUCCAUGGUCAUCUUUGCUUCCCGACACCUGGAACAGGCCCAGGACCCCUCCAGGGCAUGCCACUUCCAACAGGCUGACGCUGUGUGAAGAACUGCCCAGGAAAUGAUGGCUGGCACAAUGAGAAGAUGGAGCAUGGCUGACCUUUGCCUGUAGCAGGACCCUUUUAAAAGUACCCCUCGGCAAAACUGUGAUGCUCACUGGCCCAUCGUGUCCUUGGGAGUGGAUUGGGAAUGGUUCUGCCACUUGAUAGGCCAUUUAGUGACUGGAGAACCUUGCAUCUUUUAUAGGACUUGGAGUUUUCCGUCAUUAAGAUCAGUGAAGCUUCCUUUCUUCCCUCAUUGGUUCAGGGGAUGAGUUCAAGGCCUAUAUGUGCUUGGCAACUGGUCUACCAGGUGUAUGGGUUGGUUUUAUUGUCACACUUGGUGAUAAGGACUUGCCCCCAUUGCCACCCUCCUUUGGCUGAUAGCGACACCUGUGCAGUAGUGGUUACCUGUGUACAUGGCAUGCUUGGAACAUUAGCCAUUAGCAUGAGGUGUGCUUCAGGUUUAGGGAAAGGUGUGCAGAGGAAGGGAAUGUAUGCGGUAAUUUUGCCGCUUGUAUCGUAGCAUCUGUAAACAUUAAGGAAGGAGUAUAGAUUCUAAGGUGGUUGUGCCAUUCUCUCCCACAGGAAGUUUCAGUCAGGAAGAACUCCUAAAAAUAUGGAAAGGACUCUUCUACUGCAUGUGGGUACAGGACGAGCCCCUUCUGCAGGAGGAGCUCGCGAACAUUAUUUCCCAACUCAUCCAUGUUGUUAACAGCUCCCAGGCUCAACACCUGUUCAUUCAGACCUUCUGGCAAACCAUGAAUCGAGAGUGGCAAGGGAUAGACAAGCUGCGGCUGGACAAGUACUACAUGCUGAUCCGCCUGGUCCUGAGGCAAUGCUUUGAAGUUCUCAAGCGGAAUGCCUGGGAAGAAAGCCAAAUCAAACUUUUUUUGGACAUCUUGAUGAAGGAGAUCCUGAAUCCCGAGAGUCAGUCUCCCGAUGGAGUGAGAUCCCACUUGAUUGACGUUUAUUUGGAUGAGCUCUCCACUGUGGGAGGGAGAGAGCUUUUAGCGGAUCAGAACCUCAAGUUAAUUGAUCCAUUCUGCAGAAUUGCUGCCAAGACCAAGGACCACACACUGGUACAGACUAUAGCUAGGGGUGUUUUUGAAGUCAUUGUAGAUCAGUCUGCUUUUGUACCUGAAGAGACUGUGGAAGAGCAGAAAACCAGAGUGGGAGAUGGUGGCCGCUCUGCCGAAGGGAUCCCUGCAAACAAGCUGGCCUGUAGGAAAGCAGGCAGUGGGAAGAAGGCCGCGCUGGGCGAUUGCCUCAGAGAUGGAGUCGUUGGCAGCAGAGAAAGAGACGGCUGUGCGGCCUUCAAAGACUCAGGGUCACCUCUCCAGUUCGACUAUAAGGCAGUUGCUGAUCGACUCUCGGAAAUAGCCAACUCAAAGAGCACCCCUCCCUUCAACCGGAAGCGCCUCUGCAGACUGAUCCGAAAGUUCCAGGACCUCUCUGAAGCAGGCAAUGGUGCUCAACUCAGUUUUGCUGAGGACAUUACUGCUGAUGAAAAUGGUCAAGCCCUCAGUCAAAGAAGGCACAAGAAAAAAAGAAAGAAGCUUCUAGAGAGAGCUGCCCUGGAUCGGGAGAAAGGAAGCACAAUCUCUCUUGAUGGUGGAGAGGACAGCGGAGGCAACAUUCACAAAAGGAAAAGGAAAAAGAAGAGGAGAAGCCACUUCCAGGCUGAGACUGAGGACCUGGAUGCUGUUGCCAUGCCCCCAGCACAGAGUACCAACAAUGAGCCUGACACUGCCCAGAGGCAGACCCCACAGGCCUGUGUGACUGGACCUGCAGCAGACACCACGUCUAGCAUCAGAGAGAACAGCUCUGAGCCAACACCCAUCGUACCCAUACACAAUAAAAGGAAACGGCCAAGAAAGAAGAGCCUGAGGGCCCACAGAGAGAUCUGGACACCUACCGAGUUACCUCAGGAGGAUGUGUCAGAGAAUGACCCUAUCGGUGGCCAACCUCAGAGCUCUGCCACCCAAGUUUCCUCCUCAGGUGUCCAAGCCCAGAAGAGGAAACGGAAACUCGGAGCUCUCCCUAUCAGCAGCGGCGGCUUGACAGUGCAGAAGGCAGGCGCCCCCAUAAGUCCCGGGGAAGAGAGAGAUGGCCAGACCACCCUGCCCCAGUGCAAAAGGCCACAGAAGAAGGCAGUGUCCAGCCGGCUUGACCUCUAUGAUCUGUCCAGUCAGAAAACAGCAAUCUUAAAGAAGAGGAAAAAAAUGAGGCAGACGUCAGACUUCAUGGAGCACAACGGAGUGCUAGAGUCCAGCGCCGGGCGGAUCCAAGCUCCGGGAAGCAACAGGCCUCUGAAGAAGCCACUGAAAACGGAGGAUGACUUUGUGAAGUUUGACACCCGCUUCUUACCAAAGCCCCUGUUCUUCAGGAAAGCAAAGAGCAAAUCUGCCGUCCUUCCCCAGGGUCCUGCUGUCCAGCUGAAUAAAACACCCUCCAGCUCCAAGAAAGUCACCUUUGGAUUGAACAGGAACAUGACUGCAGAAUUUAAGAAGACAGACAAGAGUAUCCUGGUCAGCCCCACAGGCUUCUCCAGAGUGGCCUUUAACCCUGAGCAGAGGCCACUCCAUGGAGUGCUGAAGUCCCCAACCAGCUCCCCGGCCAACAUGCCUCUAUCAACCAUGAAGCUGCCAGCCACCACUCCAAAGAGAAGGCCAAGGGCUGCGGACUUCUUCUGAGAGCCAGAGUCCCUUUUUAAAGACUGCUUUUAUACUGGAUAUUCUAUAAAUUAUAACUUUUAAAUGUG